UAUCGUUAUCGACCGUCGCGUACCUCUACUGUUUGGACGAAAACGUGCAUUUGUUUGUAGGGACGGUCUACAUACUACAUACUUUAAAAAUAAUUGCCACUAAACUUGUUCUAAAUAGCCGCACAAUGGGUGGGGAAAAGCAUGGACUACAAUUUCAUGAAAUGGAAUUGGACGAACGACUUCUAAAAGCCAUUUCCAAAAUGGGUUGGCUGCAGCCGACACUUAUCCAGGAAGCUGCUAUACCAUUGCUUUUGGAAGGGAAAGAUGUAGUCGUGCGAGCACGUACUGGCUCUGGAAAAACAGCUGCAUUUGCAUUGCCUUUGUUGCAGAAGUUGCUCAAUUCAAAAUUAAAUGCUUCGGAGCAAUGUACCAGCGCUCUUGUGCUUUCCCCAAGUAAAGAAUUAUGUCAGCAAACGCGUACAGCAAUGGAACAAAUGGCUGAUAAAUGUGGGAAAGUAUUACGCAUAGUAGAUCUUUCUUCCAGUGAUGUUGUUGCUCAAAGGCACGUGCUGUCUGAGCGUCCGGAUGUAGUGAUAUCCACACCUGCAAAGGUGCUUGCGCAUAUAGAGUCGGGAGUAUUGGAUUUAAAGAAAAUAGAAAUGCUGGUAGUUGAUGAAGCGGAUUUGGUAUUUUCUUUUGGGUUUGAAAAAGAUUUUAAAAAGUUAGUCGAAUAUCUACCACCAAUUUAUCAGGCCGUUCUUGUGUCCGCAACAAUAUCAGACGAUGUCAUGAACAUGAAAAACAUUGUGCUGCAUAAUCCAGUUGUACUAAAGUUGGAAGAGCCAGAUCUAGUGCCCGAAAGUCAGCUAUCUCAUCAGCGUAUAUCGGCCGAAGAAAAUGACAAGCCGGCAAUUUUAUAUGCUUUAUUGAAAUUACGUUUAAUACGUGGCAAAAAUGUAAUUUUUGUUAAUUCAGUUGACCGCUGCUAUAAACUUAAACUAUUUCUGGAACAAUUUCAAAUUAAAUCGUGCGUAUUGAACUCGGAGCUACCAACCAAAAUACGCAUACAUACAAUCAAUCAAUUCAAUCAGGGUAUCUACGAUCUUAUUAUUGCCUCUGAUGAGCGUAUGCUGGAAAAUCCUGGCCGAAAUAAAAGUGACCGUGAGUCGGGAGCUUCGCGGGGAAUAGAUUUUCACUGCGUUUCGAAUGUAAUCAAUUUCGAUUUCCCCACGGACGUGAACUCAUAUAUACAUCGCGCUGGACGUACGGCUCGAGGCACAAAUAAAGGCAGCGUACUAUCAUUUGUCAGCCUAAAGGACAAAGCAGCAAAUGAAGCAGUUGAGGAGAGAUUACGCAGGGGUUAUUUGAGCGAUAAUCAAAUUAUAAGAAAUUAUCAAUUCAAGUUGGAGGAAGUCGAACCGUUUCGUUAUCGCGCGCAAGAUGCCUGGCGAGCAGUCACGCGCAUUGCAGUGCAUGAAGCACGCAUGCGUGAAAUCAGAAUAGAGAUUUUUAACAGCGAAAAGUUGAAAGGCUUUUUCAGUGACAACACCCGGGACCUGCAAGUACUACGGCAUGACAAGCCCUUAAAGACAGUUAAAGUGCAGCCACAUUUAUCGCAUGUACCAGAGUACAUUGUGCCUAAAGCUUUAAAACGGAUGGCAACAACCGCAGCAACGCGAGUUUCUAAACAACCUCGCGGCUACCAUUCUACAGCAAAGGCCGCGUAUGAAAGUCAAAAAGAUAAUCCAUUACUUUGUAGUGAACUCGAUUAUGGACGGAAACGUGGUGGCAGUAGAAAGAAAUAAAAAUUUUGUUUUAAUGUGUUUUGCCUUAAGUCGUAGCUGUAAUAUUGUAAAAUAAAUGAAAUACCAAACAUAGGAUCAUGUA
Molecule: messenger RNA, 1827 nt
Organism: Rhagoletis pomonella (apple maggot)
Lineage: Eukaryota; Metazoa; Arthropoda; Insecta; Diptera; Tephritidae
Product: probable ATP-dependent RNA helicase DDX56
Exons: 5
Coding region: 126-1745 (539 amino acids)
Cellular component (GO): nucleolus
Molecular function (GO): RNA helicase activity; nucleic acid binding; ATP binding
Source: RefSeq, a predicted model, not a curated record